Ixodes scapularis (black-legged tick) is the source of this 1952-nucleotide messenger RNA. RefSeq names its product peroxisomal membrane protein 11B (gene Pex11ab). The coding region runs from base 334 to 1047 and encodes 237 amino acids. Gene Ontology annotation, biological process: peroxisome fission; regulation of peroxisome size. Gene Ontology annotation, cellular component: peroxisomal membrane. Lineage: Eukaryota; Metazoa; Arthropoda; Arachnida; Ixodida; Ixodidae. The record is from RefSeq and is a predicted model, not a curated record. The transcript is spliced from 4 exons.
AAAUCGAAAGGGGCAGCAACUUGAGCAGGGGGUUGAAUGCGCAGCUGGCGCAGCUUUUCUGGCGUAAAUCUCACCGAGUGUUUGUAAAUCCGCGCUCGGCUGUGUAAUCCGCGGGUCUGUGAACGCCGUAGACGUACGGUACGCCCACCGAUCUCGUAAUACUGACAGUGACAGUAAACGCAACUCGCUGCAUCGUGCUUAUCACGAUGCAUAGAGGUCGAACGACGUGCCCUGCCCAGCGUUAAAUGUGAGUCAAGCGUUAAAUCGGCGCCAAGGUAGCCGAGCAACAAGAACUUCCUGGUCGGUCUUUAAAAGCUUCCUCAUCUCAAGACCAUGGGCACUCACGGCAUGCGCGAUUUUCUCGCCGAGGUCGCCAGGUUCAAUGGCCAAACUGCCGGCCGUGACAGACUGUUCAGGCUGUUCCAGUACAGCAGUCGCUUCGUCUGGUAUUGGUUACAGAAAACGUCGUGUCGCAGGGAUACGGUUGCGCGACUCCAGAACCUGGAGGUGCUGUUCAGCUCUGGUCGACGAUUACUGCGGCUGGGCCGGUUUCUGGACUCUCUCCACGGCGCCACCCGCAUGGUGGGGCUCCCCGACCUGACGUACCGGCUGAGCCUGACCCUUGCCCGGCUCGGCAACGCCCUCUACAUCCUCUCGGACAAUCUCGUGUGGUUGCACCAGGCCGGACUCCUCAACCUGCGAAGGGAAUCUUGGAGCCGAACCAGCAACAAGUUUUGGUUGGUGGCCAUCGUGGCGUCCCUCUCGCGCGACAUCACCGAGCUCUGCCGAAUCAUUCCGCCGCUCCUGCUGUCGCCACCUCACAUGCGGCCGUGGAAAAACUCCGGUCUCACUUUGCUCAGAGUUGCCGGACUGCACAGGGCACUGCUCCUGGACUUGGUGAAGAAUCUGGCGGACUUUUGGAUUCCAUACUCCAAUCUAGGUCAUGCGACCCUCGAACCUGGAACCGUAGGACUGCUAGGAGUGGUGUCUAGCGUGGCAGCCAUAUUGCCCAUGUUGGACCCGUCGUACGUGCUCACUCCUGCCUGAGUGCUCAAGGAACUUUGUGAAUCUUCAGGGUUUUGAUAGCCCUCAAGGACCUUUGGGACCUUCAGGACCUUUGGACGUUCAGUAUCUUGAAGAUAUUUGGGGUCUCUUUAAUCCUCGAAGUCUUCCAUACGUUCAGGCUUUUAUGAGCCCUUAAGUACCGUCAGGACCUUUAGAAACUUUAGGACAUUCUGAUUCUUGAAGACAUUUGGGACCUCUUAGAUCCUCAAAGACUUUCACAGUUUCAGGUUUUUCAAGACUUUGAGGAUUAGUAAUGUAAGAAUAUUAGGGUCUUGAAGGGCUUUCCUCUGCAGAGUUUUUCAGGAUCUUUGUACAGUAUUGUCAGACAUCUGCUGUGGAAAGGCUUGUCUAAGACCCUAAUGUGCAGUUGUGUCAACUUUAUCGUUAGGGUUGCCAUCAGCUGUGCACUGUGCAUUGGAGUGACUCAGUCAUCCUCAUGCAGGUCAGAUGUCAUGGCAUUAGUCACACCACCAAUGUUUUUUUUGUUUAUGCCUUUAUCUUUUGCAUGAUUGCAGGAUAUUCUCCUGGAAAGUUUUGGGGAACACAGAUAUUCUCAAUUAUCUUUCUUUUAAGGCGCACAUGGUUAGGUCAGGUUUUGGGAAUGGUGACCUCGUUAAAUCUGUGGAUUAUAUCUAGGACUCAUUGCUAAAUGGAUACAGUUUAUUUAGCAAGAGAAGAUAUGGGCAGCCCAGCAUGUGUAUUAUGGCACAGGGCUACUUGGGACCUUCAGUUUUCUAUGAGGGUCCUUUUUUUUUUUAAUAUCUUGUGCGUCAACGAACUGGUACAGUCUUUUGGAUGGUCAAAGGAAGCUUGUAUAUUAAAAAAAAUAUAUAUAUGUUUUGUUGAAUAUGAAUAAAUGAUUUCAUUGCAAUAACAUUUAAUUGCAA